UAGUUAUCAUCUGAUAUCUUUACCUUUUAACCAUGACUCAUCACGAAGAAGCCUAUAAUACCAUCGUUAACACUGAGGUCGUUACUGAAGAACACAAGCAAAACUGGACCCACGGAUUACUCGCUUCUGCUGCUGGAUUUGCUGCCUUAAGAGCCUACAACAAGAAGCAAGAAGAGGAAGGUAACGAAGUUGACCAUGCUUUGGCUAAGGAGUUGCUCGCUGGUUUAUCUGCCGGUGCUGUUGAUAACUUGGUUGAGACUAAGGGUAUGGACUGGUUUGACAAGCACAAGGCUAAGAAGCAAGCCGAAGAGGAGGCCCAAAAGCUCUACUCCAGAGAGACUGGUUAUAACUUUGAUUAAAUUCAUGUCGCCAUAAUACCUUAUCUAUACAUAUAAACAGCCUCGAUAUAAUUCUACAUAUAACAUGAUGGAAUAUUUCUUUUAAAUAAAUGUCCAAAUUACAAUUGUAACAACUAAAUUUUUGUUUAUAUAUAUGUCGUUGAGUAGCAGUGCUGCAAUAACAGACAAAGGAUUGUUUUGAUUAAUUAAAUCCCAUUUUACUUUACUCUUUAUUCCUCUCAUAGAAAUCACUCUCGAACAAUUAUGAUUCAGUAAUAGGUAGUCCGAGUUACGACCCAAUUUUGUAAACUACUUCAACUGACGAUGUUAUAUUUUCAGUGAAGCAAUAAAAAACCUGAUGAUUAUCAUAAAAAUAUUCUUGCAGUUUUCCGCUAAUUUGAACUUCAAAUUAAAAAUAUACGGAGGA
Messenger RNA from Mucor mucedo, 765 nucleotides. RefSeq lists its product as uncharacterized. Lineage: Eukaryota; Fungi; Mucoromycota; Mucoromycetes; Mucorales; Mucoraceae. Bases 33 to 359 code for a protein of 108 amino acids. The record is from RefSeq and is a predicted model, not a curated record. The transcript has a single exon.